AUGAUGGCCGAUUCGGAGUUAUCGGAAUUCGAAGAGCAACAUUUUCGUGAAAUGUUUGAACUGUUUGAUCGCAACGGUAGCGGAGCUAUAUCGGCCGACGAGCUCGGUGAUCUGAUGCGGGUACUGGGCCAAAACCCAACGCUGGCCGAACUAGAGCAAAUGAUCUACGAAGUGGAUGCCGACGGAAAUGGCCGGAUUGAGUGGGAAGAAUUUUUGGUGUUAAUGAAGCGAAAGUCGCGCGAACCGGUCAACGAGAAGGAACUCUACGAAGCGUUCAAAGUGUUCGACAAGAACGGUGACGGGUUUCUAUCGGUCGAUGAGCUAUCGGAUGUGAUGCGUAAUUUUGGUGAGCGAUUAACGCAAAAAGAGUUGGAGGAUUUGCUUGCCGAAGCUGAUAUCGAUGGCGAUGGGCUUAUCAACUACGAAGAGUUUGCUUUUAUGUUGACAAAGUAA
Messenger RNA from Anopheles darlingi, 453 nucleotides. RefSeq names its product calmodulin-beta-like. The transcript has a single exon. The record is from RefSeq and is a predicted model, not a curated record. Gene Ontology annotation, molecular function: calcium ion binding; enzyme regulator activity. The coding region runs from base 1 to 453 and encodes 150 amino acids. NCBI's taxonomy places the organism in Eukaryota, Metazoa, Arthropoda, Insecta, Diptera, Culicidae.